GGAAGUAACAGAGAAGAGAACAAGAAGAAAGAAGGAAGAGGAGGAAGAGAAGGAAGAGGAGGAGGAAGAAGAGGAAGAAGAAGAGGAAGAAGAGGAAGAAGAGGAAGAGGAAGAGGAGAAAUUAUUUACAUCUUCAAUAAACUAAGUUCAAGUUUAGCAAGGAUGACUACGCUAGCAAGGAGAAAUUCUUCCAUACACAAGAUACGUGAAUACCAGCUGGACAAGAUAAGGCUGGAGGACGAGUAUGAGGUGGUGCAGGCGCUGCAGGAGGGCUGGCGGGGGCGGCUGUUACUAGUGGAGCAUCGCAGGACGGGACACGAGGUGGUGCUGAAGGCCAUCCACAAAGCUUCAUCCUCUAGACUUGACUUCUUUAGAGAGUUCCACUACAACUACUACCUGUCCCCGCAUCUCAACAUCCUCAAUGCUUACGAUGUGGCCUUUGAGACAGACGACCACUAUAUGUUCGCCCAGGAGUACGCACCGCUGGGAGACCUCACCACGAACCUCUCUGAUUGUGGCCUGGGGGAGAUAUUCACCAAACGCAUCACACGCCAGCUCGCCUCUGCUCUAGACUUCAUGCACUCUAAGGAACUGGUGCACCGAGACCUCAACAUGGACAAUAUUCUGGUGUUUAAGAGUGACUUCAGCCAUGUCAAAGUGUGUGAUUUCGGCUCCACCAGGAAGAAGGGCACGCUGUUGAAGAAGAGAACGGUAUGGCUGCCUUAUGCCCCGCCAGAGAUCGUGGACGCUGUGCAGAAUGAAGGCUUCCAUGCUGACCCUGCCCAGGACGUGUGGCAGCUGGGCAUCCUGGUGUACGUGCUGCUGACGGGGCAGCUGCCGUGGCAGAAGGCAGACGUGACGGACCCGCACUACGCGGAGUACCUGCACUGGCGCAAGCGGCGCACUCUCCGCACACCAAAACGCUUCGCAAACUUCACGUCGCGGCUGCUGCGGAUGCUGAAGCGCCUGCUGGAGCCCAAGCCGGAGAAGCGCGCGGCGGCCAAGGAGGCGUACAAGUACCUCGAGGACCGCUGGGUGGUGCGCGGAGGUGGCGGCGGCGUGGGCGGCGGGCGGCGGGACGUGGGGGACAUUGACGGCCAGAGCGUGUGCUACUCCACCUUCUCGGCGCACUCCUGCCCCAGGGAGAAGGACCGCGUGCUGGGGGCGCUCAAGGCACACGGCAUCGAGACCACCGUGGACCGCGUGGCCAAGCGCCAGCGCAUCCACGAGUGGCUGGAGCGCUCCCUGCUGGGCGUGCCCGCCGUGACGGGGCCCCGCGGCGAGACGCACCAGCCCACCCACCCACACCAGCACCACCACCAGCACCACCACCAGCUGCACCACGUGACGGAGCCCAUAGCCACACGCAGCCAGCAGUACCAGGAGUUCGCAGCGCUGGCGGUGAAGGUGGCGCAGGCCAAGGUGCCGCGCGACGCCAACCACAACACCCACAACACCCACAACACUCACCACUCACACGACUCCGCCAAGCGACACUCACACACCGACAAGGACGACAGGACCUUCCUCCCCCUGCAGCGCAGCAGGACCGACUCCUUCCUGCUGGGCGGGGCGCCGCGCCGCGCCCACUCCAGGGAAACCAGCCCAGACUCAGACGACACGGGCGGCGCAGACACCAUGGAAAGCCUCAAGGCACCGCUGCGCCCGCCGCCCCCGCCGCCGCCACAACGCUAGCACACCCCGCCCACCCACACACACACACACACACACACACACACACACACACACACACACACAAUGGUCCAUAUCUUCCCCAGUGUAGGUGUAAGGCGUGGCCACCACCAAGGGCCAUGAGAUAAUGAUGUACGAGAUGCCUUACCCUCAACACAACACCUCAACUAUGCAAUGCCUGUGUGUGUGUGUGUGUGUGUGUGUGUGUGUGUUAUUUAUACAGUUUUCUCGUGCUGCUGUUGUUGUUGUUAUCGUUGUAGUAAUAGUAGUAGUAGUAAUAAUAGCAGUAGCAGUAGUAGUAGUAAUUGUUGUUGUUGUUGUUACUGUUGUUGUUGUUGUCGAAAAGCUUAACAUGUCUUGUUCUGAACGCGUAUCUUAAGAUUAUUCUAAGUAAGAGUAGUAGUUGUACUUGUUGUUGUUGUUGUUGAAAUAGUAGUAGUUGUAAUAGUAGUGUUGGUAAUGGAGGUGAUGGCGGUGAUGGUGGUGGUACUGUAGUAGUAGUAGUAGUAGUAGUAGUAGUAGUAGUAGUAGUAGUAGUAGUAGUAGUAGCUUUAAUUAACAGUAUUACUAAUAUAAUUACUACCAAUAUUUGAAAUCUUCCAUCACCACCACCAUCACCACCACCACUCUCUCUCUCUCUCUCUCUCUCUCUCUCUCUCUCUUAGAACAAAA
This is a messenger RNA of Portunus trituberculatus (swimming crab), 2364 nucleotides long. Its product is annotated as serine/threonine-protein kinase SBK1-like. Lineage: Eukaryota; Metazoa; Arthropoda; Malacostraca; Decapoda; Portunidae. Gene Ontology annotation, biological process: peptidyl-threonine phosphorylation; peptidyl-serine phosphorylation. The transcript has 4 exons. Gene Ontology annotation, molecular function: protein serine/threonine kinase activity; ATP binding. The record is from RefSeq and is a predicted model, not a curated record. Bases 163 to 1695 code for a protein of 510 amino acids.